Perca fluviatilis (European perch) is the source of this 1265-nucleotide messenger RNA. It is a transcript of the gene pebp1, whose product is annotated as phosphatidylethanolamine binding protein 1. NCBI's taxonomy places the organism in Eukaryota, Metazoa, Chordata, Actinopteri, Perciformes, Percidae. Bases 242 to 805 code for a protein of 187 amino acids. The record is from RefSeq and is a predicted model, not a curated record. Gene Ontology annotation, biological process: negative regulation of MAPK cascade. The transcript has 4 exons.
CCUCAAUGUGGGCGGAGAAUUAAUUAACAGCUAGUGGUUAGCUAGCUGUUACCUAAACUAACGUUAGCUUGCCUGUGGAGGCCUUUUAUAUAUGUCAAUGGUGGAGGCUAACCGCUACAAUGUUUGAGAGUGGGCGGGGUUAAACGUUUAACUCCGCCCACAUUGAGGUCUGCGGGUCUGACUCUGCAGUCAGGGGCUUCUCACAGCUAACAACGUCUGCAACCGGGUUACGAGUCUAAAAAUGCCCGUAGAUUUGAGCCAGUGGACCGGGCCUCUUGCCCUGCCGGAGGUCGAGGAGAAGCCUGCGCAGCCUCUGACCGUUAAAUACGACUCUGUGGAAAUCGACGAGCUUGGCAAAGUGCUCACGCCAACACAGGUGCAGAAUCGACCCACCUGCGUGGAGUGGGAAGGAUGUGACUCCAGUAAGUUGUACACUUUGGCCCUGACCGACCCUGACGCUCCCAGCAGGAAAAACCCGAAAUUCAGGGAGUGGCACCACUUUCUGGUUGUCAAUAUGAAAGGUAAUGAUGUGUCGUCUGGCUGCGUCUUAUCGGACUACGUGGGCUCUGGUCCUCCCAAGGGCACAGGUCUCCACAGGUAUGUGUGGUUGGUGUAUGAGCAGCCAGGCAGCCUGUCCUGCACUGAGACCGUCCUAACUAACCGCUCUGGAGACGGCCGCGGCACAUUCAAGAUCCAGAGUUUCAGGCAGAAAUACAACCUGGGAGCCCCGGUGGCGGGAACCUGCUACCAGGCCGAGUGGGACGACUACGUCCCCAAACUCUACGAGCAGCUGGCCGGAAAAUAAAUGGAAAGACUUGACUCGAGCGUUCAGCACUAGGAAUUCCCACAGAGGCUGGUGGUCUAUAGGAAAUUCCCAUUCGUGAAAGAAGCAAAAACCCCAACAGAAACAAAGCAUUUUUCUUUUUGUACGUGUGCCACUGAAUAGUUUAGUUUAUUGAAACUGAAUAUUUUUUUUUUCCCCCUGUUGCCUACCUGUGACAAAAAUAACUGCUCCUCUCAAUGACGUCACCUGCACUCAUCUGCAAUAAAUCUAGUAAACACUGAAAUAGUUGCAUUUUCUAUUGAAAUGUUUUCUGAUCCUGCAGUGGCUGUUUAAUGUUUGGAGACCCAUUUGGCCAACUUGGAUCCUCCAUAACAUCUUAGUAUUAAGCAUUAGUAUUAAGUAUCAUAAUAAAUAAUCCUAAAUGUGAGGAAUGAUCUGAGAAAUUUUUUCCAUGGAUAUCUAAAUAAAUAGAACCAUUGAA